Messenger RNA from Diachasma alloeum, 5340 nucleotides. RefSeq names its product neurexin-4. The coding region runs from base 131 to 3946 and encodes 1271 amino acids. The transcript is spliced from 6 exons. Lineage: Eukaryota; Metazoa; Arthropoda; Insecta; Hymenoptera; Braconidae. The record is from RefSeq and is a predicted model, not a curated record.
AUCGUAAAUAGCGGACUCCACGGAAGGAUGUUGACGAGUAGUUAUUGUUGAAUCAAACGGGCAUUUUUUUCGAUUGAAUAACACGCGUUUCGGGGGUCUAUUUCGGGAUUUUGUGAGGUGAAAUGAGAGGAUGAAGUGUAAUAUGUGGAUCUGGAUUUUCGCUGCGGCUGCGGCCGGGCAGUUCGCCGAAGGAUGGGAAUAUUCGUGUGAUCAGCCUCUGCUGGUCGAUUCAACCAAAAGCAAACUCAUGGCAACCUCUUGGAUGUCGGAUAGGACACCUGCUGAUGCCCAGUUAAACGGCGAGAAAGCUUGGACAGCCAGUAGUUCAGACAGUAAUCAGUACUUCACGAUCGAUUUGGGCGAUGUCAUGAAUAUCACCGGCAUUGCCACUCGAGGACGUGCUAACAAAGCUGAAUACGUCUUGGAGUAUGGCAUUAGUUAUGGCACUAAUGGUCGUAAUUACAUGGAUUACAAAGAAGAGGACGGAAAUAUGAAGAUGUUCAAAGGAAACACCAACGCAGAAUCCAUUAAACUGAAUAAGUUUGAUGUGCCUAUUAUUGCACAGUACAUUCGGAUCAAUCCGACUCGAUGGAAGACGAGAAUUUCGAUGAGAAUUGAGCUCUACGGAUGCCCCUAUGUCUCGGAGGUAGCAGGCUUCAACGGUUCCUCGCUCAUCGCAAUGGACCUCCAACGUGAGCCAAUCGAGACAGAUCGUCACUCCCUGCGUUUUCGUUUCAAAACGAACAACGCUGACGGAGUCCUGCUGUACUCUCGAGGCACCCAAGGGGACUUCAUCGCGAUUCAGCUCCGCGACAACCAAAUGCUCCUGAACAUAGACCUCGGCUCUGGCCUCACCACGAGUUUCCUAGUCGGGAGUUUGCUGGACGACAACCAAUGGCACGACGUCCUGAUGUCCAGGUCCCGCAGGGACAUCGCCUUCUCCGUCGACCGAGUAUUGGUGAAGGGAAAGAUAAAGGGAGAGUUCCACCGACUGGACUUGAACAGAGCCCUCUACAUCGGCGGCGUUCCCAACAUGCAGGAGGGCCUGGCAGUCAGCCAGAACUUCACUGGAUGCAUUGAGAACUUUUACCUCAACAAGACGAACGUUAUCAGAGACCUGAGGGAUGUGGAGGCGUACGGGGAGAACACCAGGUACUACCGGAUCCACACCAUCUUCGGGUGUCCAGAUCUCCCUAUCAUCUCGGUGACCUUCUUGAAACCAGAGACACACGCUCGUCUCAAGGGGUACGAGGGCGCAUCCACCCUUAAUGUAUCUCUGGCCUUUCGCACGUACGAGGAGAGAGGCGUUAUCCUCUAUCACACCUUCACAACCCCUGGCUUCGUCAAGGUCUUCUUGGAGGAGGGAAAGAUAAAAGUUGAGAUCGAGACAAAAGGCAACUCCCGCGUGAUCCUGGACAACUUCGACGAGCGAUUCAACGACGGCAAGUGGCACCCAACAGUCCUGACAAUCUCCAAGAACAGUAUAAUCCUGAAAGUGGACGGUCGCCCGAUGCGAACAAAGCGCCUGCUGGAGAUGUCGACAGGGGGUCUGUACCUAGUGGGCGGAGGGCUGCUAGGAACCGGCAAGAACCUAGGAUUCGUGGGUUGCAUGAGAAUGAUAAGCGUCGACGGCAACUACAAGCCGCCAACGGACUGGAAAGAGGGCGAGGAGUACAUAGGCGAGGGCAUAGUCCUGGACUCCUGCCAGAUGCUGGACCGCUGCAACCCCAAUCCCUGCAAGCACAACGGCAUCUGCAGACAGACAUCCACAGAGUUCAUCUGCGACUGCACAAACACCGGUUACUCCGGGGCUGUCUGCCACACCUCCAUCAACGCCCUGUCCUGCGAGGCCUACAAGAACAUUCACUCUGUGAAUCAGAGGGCAGAGAUCGAGAUAGACGUCGAUGGAAGUGGCCCCCUGGAUCCCUUCCCAGUGACCUGCGAGUUCUACGCUGAUGGACGAGUGAUGACUGUCAUUCGUCACAGCAACGAGCUCGCCACCCCUGUGGACGGCUUCGAGGAGCCCGGGAGCUUCGUCCAGGACAUCAACUACGACGCCAAUUACGAUCAGAUCGAGGCCCUGCUGAACAGAUCCAUCAGCUGCAGACAGAGGAUCAACUACGCCUGCAAGCACUCCAGACUCUUCAACACACCUGUCCACCAGGGGGACGUCUUCAGGCCGAACUCCUGGUGGGUCAGCAGGGGCAACAAGAGGAUGGACUACUGGGGUGGAGCCCUGCCAGGCUCCAUGAAGUGCGAGUGUGGGGUCUUGGGGAGUUGUGUUGACCCCACCAAGUGGUGCAAUUGUGAUUCUGGAUACGAGGGCUGGCACGAGGACGGCGGGGACAUCACUGAGAAGGAGUAUCUGCCCGUUCGUCAGCUGAGGUUUGGAGACACUGGAACACCUCUCGAUGAGAAGGAGGGGAGGUACACUCUCGGCUCUCUCAUAUGCGAGGGCGAUGACUUGUUCAAGAAUGUUGUGACCUUCAGGAUUGUUGACGCCACGAUUAAUUUACCUACGUUCGACAUGGGACACAGUGGUGACAUUUACUUUGAAUUCAAGACUACUAUUCCUGAUGCUGUCAUCAUUCACAGCACUGGGCCCUCGGACUACAUCAAAGUGUCGAUAGCAACUGGCAAUCAGAUACAGUUUCAGUAUCAAGCUGGGGAUGGACCGCAGACUGUCAGUGUCCAGACGUCGUACAUGCUGACUGACAACAACUGGCACUCGGUUCUCGUCGAGAGAAAUCGUAAGGAAGCGAGGAUUGUUCUCGAUGGGGCUCUUAAGAACGAGUUCAGAGAGCCACCAGGACCUGUCAGGGCUCUUCAUCUCACCUCUGAACUCGUUGUUGGAGCCACCACUCAGUAUCGCGAUGGAUUUGUUGGGUGUGUCAGGGCACUGCUGCUCAAUGGAAAACUCCAGGACUUGAGGGAGCACGCGAGGAGGGGUCUCUAUGGGGUCAGCGAGGGCUGCACUGGCAAAUGCCAGAGUUAUCCCUGCUUGAAUAAUGGAACUUGCCAUGAGAGGUACGACGGCUACAGCUGUGACUGUCGUUUCACCUCGUUCAAGGGACCCAUCUGCGCUGAUGAGAUUGGGGUCAACUUGGCCUCUGAGAACAUGAUCAGGUACGAUUUCAAGGGCAGCUGGAGGUCUACUAUUGCUGAGAAUAUCAGGAUUGGGUUCACCACCACCAGCGGUGGGAAGGGCUUCCUCUUGGGGCUUUCUUCGAAUAUCUCAGGGGAAUAUCUGUCGAUUCUUGUGUCCAACAGUGGGCAUUUGAGAGUUGUGUUCGACUUUGGGUUUGAGAGACAGGAGAUCAUUUUCCCUGAUAAGUAUUUUGCCUAUGGGCAGUAUCACGAUUUGCAUCUGUCGAGGAAGAACGAGGGCUCGACUUUGGUUCUUCAGGUUGAUAAUCUCGAGCCCAAGGAGUUUCAUUUCAAUAUCAAGGCCUCUGCUGAUGCUCAGUUCAAUAAUAUACAGUAUAUGUAUAUUGGGAAGAAUGAGUCGAUGACUGAUGGCUUUGUUGGGUGCAUUUCGAGGGUUGAGUUCGAUGAUAUUUAUCCGCUGAAGCUGCUUUUCCAGCAGGACAGCCCGGACAAUGUCAGGUCAAUAGGGGGACCCUUGGUCGAUGACUUUUGUGGGGUUGAACCCGUCACUCAUCCACCGAAUAUCGUGGAGACUCGACCACCACCAGUCGUUGAUAGCGAGAAGGUCAGGGCUGCUUACAACGAAACGGAUACUGCUGUGCUGGGGAGUGUUCUUGCUGUUAUACUCAUUGCUCUCAUCAUCAUGGCUGUUCUCAUUGGGAGGUACAUGUCCAGGCACAAGGGGGAGUAUCUCACGCAGGAGGACAAGGGCGCUGAACAGGCACUCGAUCCGGACUCGGCGGUUAUACAAUCCACUACGGGACAUCAAGUACAAAAAAAGAGGGAGUGGUUUAUCUAGGGGAUUCCCAGGGAUUUUCGGGCACUGGUCAUUUAAUCUUGGGAGUUAGGUACUCAAUAAAUGAAUUCUGGUUGGAAUGCCGUCGAAACAGUCCUGCCAAUUUGAGAGAAAAUUGGAUUGGAUUUCUAUUGGGCUUUUUAACAGUUUUUGGACGAUUUUAUUGCUAAAUUCCGCAGAUUUACUGCGAGUUUUUUGUGGAAAAUGGCCGAUGAAAAAUUUUCACCACUGUGGGCAAUUUUUGAUCGAUGCGUAUUGAAAAAUUUAAUAGAAAAGACUUUCUCUGUGACGUUCUACUGAAUUUUUGAUGAUAUAUCAUGCAAGUUUGACGGGGUUUUGUCAUUGGAUAUUUUUUUGUAGAAAGUAAUCUAUGGAUGUUAAUUUUUCUUUACAACACAAUUAGCCAAAUUAAUCAAAUUUGGAGUGGAAAUUGGUUUUGAAAAAGGGACUAUUCUUCAAGUGGGAUUAUUUUGUCUAGGACUUGUUCAUCAGGAUUAAAUGACCGCUCACCGAAGUUAGAUGGUGAAAUUACUGAAUUCAUAUCGUAUCAUUUGAUUAGUGAGGUAAUUAGAGAGUAGGAUAAUUCCCUGUGCGAUGCUAAUCGCAUGAGUUUUUUUUUUAUUUUUCGUUCUAGAGUUCUUUGAUAUUUGUGUCAGUGGGAAAGUGGUGAGAAGAGAUGAGUCCCAUCUUGUUUCAACAUUUGGCUAAUGGAUAGGGAGGGGUGGGGCAAAAUGGAUAGCUGUGACUCUUUUUUCAAUGUUCAUAACUCGCGGAGAAAUUUCUCAAUUGAGCUUAGCCUGGGGAAAAGAAAAUAUUCCCUUUUAUUAACAAGUAAAUGAGUUGUUAAUAUUUGAAGAAAGUAAAGGGCCUAUUUUGCUUCACUUAUGGGAAAUUUAUGGAUUAUAUAUUUGUUUCGCUUGUGUUCAUUAACAUUGCGUACCAGAAAGGGAGUUUAAUGCGUAAGUUAGAUGUCUAGGAGCAUCGAGAGUGAAGUCAAAAUAAUUUUUCAUUCACUCUCUGUACUACUUUUUUGUUUGUAUUUUUUUUUUUCAUCCCUUUCAGAUAAUUUUAUAUCUCUAGUUAGUCAUGUACAAAAACGAAUCUCGGAGAAACAUUUACCGUCCAAACAGCAUUUUACCUUAUUUUUUAGUUGUUUUUUUUAUUCUGAAGUAAUAUAUACAAUAUGAUUAUAUUUUUUAAUGUUUUCUGAAUCUCUUCACAUCACCUUUGCAGCUGUGGAUGCUUCUUGAUUGAGAAUUCAAAAUUCUUUUGAUGUCAAAAGUGUACAUAUGCUAUGUUUUUUAUACGAAAAUAGGUAAUUUUAUACUAUUUGGAUUUUUUCAUUGGAUUUUGGAUAGAAUUGACGAAAUAAAGAUGUAUGUGUUUUAUACAUUCCA